AGCAUUUUGCACUUGGACAGUUGGUUUCGGAUCACGUUGUCGAGGGAACUGCGUAUAGAUACAUCAUCUUUCAUACAUGGAGGGAGGAACAAGAUUCUCUCCUUAAAGAAUCAUGGCAGAGCUUGUAACAUCGUCGUCUUCUUCUUCAUCUCCCCCGCUUGAUCCUUCUCUGCCGCCCGCUGGUGGCGUGGUGCCGCUUCCCGCUGAAAAGCAGUGCUUCACCCGUGUGGAGUGGCCAGAAAAUUUCGUUGAUGAAGGACAAAUGUCCUCGGGGGGCCGAGCGAGCGUGAGAAAAAGUAGUAGAUUCUCAAACAGCUCAACCGAGACAAUUCAGGAAAACGGACAAAGGCGGUCGAGAUCUUUAUCAGGACAGGUAGGAGCGUCAGGGCAUGGAGAAGUGGCUGUGAAGUCAGCAGAAGGAGCAGGCGGAAGAGGACACGAUGGGGUGAAGUCCGCGGCAAGCCAAGGAGCAGGCGGAAGAGGACACGAUGGACGGUAAUAUUUUUGUUGAUUUGCUGCAUACUCUGUAUUUACUGUUUCUUGUUCUACUGGUGUAGUUUUGCAUCCGCUAAUUGGUUUGCUCUGGAUUUUUGAAUAAGUCCAUCGUAAGACGUGCAGUUGUUAUUCUUGUCGCGAUCUUGAUUACCCAUAAUUUCCCCCGUAAAUGAUUAUAAGAUCACAAAAAUGUUGCAACCAUCACUCUUUUCACUUUCAGGACAUUUGCAACAGCAGAUAACGAGAUUGCUGUCAUUGUGUCAAACGAAGAGACAUCUCCACUCCUUCCUGAAAAAAAUACGUCUGCUGCUCGGCCUCCGAAGAGCGACGUUGUUCCAAGAUCCACUCCACGACCACUACCAUCAACAAAGAACAACAGUAAUAGUCCAAGGAGACCAGCUAUGCCUGCAGCAAGAGCAGAAAACAGGGUAGCAAGCAACGGGAGACAAUCACCCAGACUAAUGGGACCGGCCAAUAUAACGAAUCCUGUAAGUGCUGGCCGACCACUGUUGAAGCGCGGUGGUGACGAGGAUAAGGUUAAAUCGUUGAAAAUCAGAAUUGGAAAGACCCCUGAGAACAAUCCAGCAGCGUCGCAGGUCGCGCGGUGCUACAGCCGCAUCGAAUGGGGCGUGGUCGCAAUGUGGUCAGGACUAGUUUUGCUUCUCUUUACGGCUUCCUGCUCUAAGUUAUUCGUUGUUUCUUCUUUCAUCUUGUACUUCCGAUAAGUCAUUUCAUAAAUCUCGAUAUUCUACUGCUCCUCGUCUGUUGUAGUAUACGCAAGUAUAGCUUUCUCACAGUUGAGCCCAUAGAUACCACUUUUCGUUUCUCGUAGUUGGACGUUUGCAUUCUUUCGGAGGGCUUUGAGUUUAAUAGCGAUUUCAACUCUUUACAGCACUCCGCUGUGCUACUUUGAUUAGUAUACAGAACUAGCUAACUGUCAUUGUCCCACUUCACACCACAGUAAAGAGACUAGUCGCUAAUUCAUCUGCAGUGGCUAUCUUGUCUAUCCAAGCGUACAUAUCGCAAAGAGACCAGGCGCAGGUGAGUGCUCACUUCCGUAGAACCCUGGCUCUCCACUCUGCGGCUGCGGAAAAUUUGAAGCAAGAUUUUUAUGAUGAGGAUUAUUGAAGGAACACUUGGACUUAUAUUUUGUCGUAGAUUGACUUGCUUAAUCAGAAUCCCGCAAAAAGAACUUGCAUUCACUCAAUUCUAUAACUUCUGACACUCUACUUCCCAAGCUGAUCAAGAUCGUAUCGUGGAUUUUGCACUUUUUUUAGAUACUGCACAAUCUGCUCAAGGUUGUUCUUCUUUUCGUCCGGCAUGGACGUCGAUCUUCUUUCUAAGUAUUUAUUUCCCCCAAUUAUAUCAGUCUACUUUGAUCUACUAUGGUCUUGGGAGGAAUGAAUGUAGUUUGGAUGCUCGAGACGGACAUAAAAGUCCCCUCGAAGAAGAUCUUCUUGUAAAAUGAUUAGAUAAAAGGACCAUCUUCAUGUUGCGAUGGCGGUUAGUCAGCAGGCGGAAAUUCUGCAGAGAAACGCUGAUGAAAUGACAGCACACAUAGACCAGUUG
Messenger RNA from Amoebophrya sp. A25, 2064 nucleotides. NCBI's taxonomy places the organism in Eukaryota, Dinophyceae, Syndiniales, Amoebophryaceae. The record is from the annotation of a GenBank genome assembly.